AUGGCCAAUGGGUUGGACAAACUGGAGCGGCUGUUCUCCAACAAAAAGAAAGCUGCACACAGCCGUCACACAUCCGAGUCUUACAUAAACGGCAGUAUUCCCGACCCUCGCGCGCUGCCACAGGAAGCCGCCUCACCGUGCCAGUUCCCCCAGUCCCCCUUCAUAAGACCAAAGGCCAAUGUGAUGCAACCGCGCAACGAGCUUCUGCGCUGCUCCCCUCGAUCUAUUGCUCGCACCAACUCGUCCAGGUCAAAAAGAUUUAGCAAGACGUCAUCAGCUGGUGACAGCCUCAAAGAAACGAUGAGUGAUCGACGUCGACCCAACAGCUACUCCACGACCGCCUCAUUCCAUAUCCCCAGCAGGACCUCGUCGCUCCUGUCGAGAAGAAAUGACAGAUUUCCGGGAGGGCUGGUUCAGCUGCAACUCCCUCGUGAAACCGCAUUCGCUGAUGGGUCUACACAAUCCAAGCCGUCUUCAGAGGCAAGAACAUUGCCCCGCAAGGGUGAGAAGCCGACCACCACCAUCAACACCACUACCAUCCAGAGAGGUUUGUUGGAUGCUUUGCCAAUCUACCCAGCAGCGCGAGUCGAAACGCCUCCGCCCUCAGAUCAGGAUGAGAUCAGCUUUCCCUCACUUCCCCAGCAUGGACAUAACCCUUCGACAGUCCUGCUACAGCUCACACCAGAGCCGUCUCCUGAGAUGACCCCCCAGCGCGACUCACCGCUCAGUGAGCCCAAGUCAAGCCCUGGGGUGAAGAGGGAGACGGCAUCUGCACCAUCCAGACGUGCCACAGAUGCAAGUGCGCCACUGCUGCUGGAUGACGACUGGCGAGACCCAUACAUUCACGAUCCUCAGAGCAACAGCACCAGCACCAACACCAGCACCAACACCAGCCCAAAUACAAAAGUCGUCUUCCGCGACCCUCCUGUCGAAGACUUCCUCUCCAUGACUUACGAAGACCUUGCUGAGGUUAAAAUGACCUACCCAUCAGAUCCGCCCCCGACGCGCGCACCUCCCCCACCCGUCCUGCCACCAAACGCUCUCUCGCCAUUGUCGCCUGUGUCGUCCACAUCGCCCAUGUCACCCAUUUCUCCCGUGUUGCCCUUGGUUCGCAGUCCGAUGCCCUCCUCAUCACCCGCAAUGGCCUAUAGCCAGGUAGCUGCCUGGGAGGCCGCACGAAUUGCCAAGAAGUUCGAUUUCGAUGUCGUUUACGUCGCCAACUUCUGGCCGGCCAGGAUGAACCAUCUACACAACCCUCGGAAACCAAGCACAAUGGCAGCUGUCUCGGACCUGUCGCCCACCUCAGCGGCCUCGUCUGCCAACAGCUCCUUCUCGCAUUCUAUACCCGCCUCGCUGCUCUCCUCACCUGCCUCUGACCGGCACACCACAGCGACGCGCAGCUCGACCCCGCGCAACUCCCUCCAAGGCGCGACCUCCUCAGCACACAUGCCCUCGGAGCUUUUUGCCCAGCCUCUGGUCCCCAAUCCUGACUGUUGCCCUGAGUCAGGCAGGCCUGUACGCAACUCCGGCCCGAUGAGAGGCUGCCUCCUGGCGGGCUACGGCCUAGAGACCAUCGCCGCGCCUUUCAAACUGAACACGAGAGUCCACAAGAAGAUCCUGCGCACCGUUGGCUGGAUUGAGCACCGGAACAGUGCCGCCAAGGAGAAUGAGUUUGCGCGGGGCUAUGCACGGUCGUUCUACACCGGCUCGACACUGCCUUUUGCCGCUACGCCUUCCACGCCGAGACGCUCAUCCGCACCGGAUGCGUCUGUACAGGCUUCGUUUGCUGCGAAGUCUACGCCAAGCACGCCGCCUCCUCUAUGCACGAAGGAGGGCCCCAAGAGGCACGAAAUUGCGCAGAGCAAACACAACGUCAAUCGCGGCCUGGUCUUUGUGGCGUAUCGUCGGCCUCGCGGUCCAAGUGGUUCGGUAAACAGCAGCACGGCGGAACUGGAGGCGCUGGGAAAGGAAGCUGAGGCACUGGUGGAAUUGAUACUAGAUUUCCAUGUGGAGAGAAGACGUUGGGAGGCUGCCCAGGAGGCAAGGAGGGCGAGCGGAUGA
Messenger RNA from Cryphonectria parasitica EP155, 2061 nucleotides. RefSeq lists its product as uncharacterized. The record is from RefSeq and is a predicted model, not a curated record. The coding region runs from base 1 to 2061 and encodes 686 amino acids. The transcript has a single exon. Lineage: Eukaryota; Fungi; Ascomycota; Sordariomycetes; Diaporthales; Cryphonectriaceae.